Messenger RNA from Bombina bombina (fire-bellied toad), 3794 nucleotides. Its product is annotated as gastrula zinc finger protein XlCGF26.1-like. Gene Ontology annotation, biological process: regulation of DNA-templated transcription. Bases 166 to 1956 code for a protein of 596 amino acids. The transcript is spliced from 8 exons. The record is from RefSeq and is a predicted model, not a curated record. NCBI's taxonomy places the organism in Eukaryota, Metazoa, Chordata, Amphibia, Anura, Bombinatoridae.
UGCUGCAGUCAUAUAACUGUUGUCUUACAAAUUAAACACACUACUGACGUCUCAGGACUCAAUAGGGUGGUUUAUUCAAAUGUGUCUGUGUAUAACGCACUGGGGAAACGUGUGUGUCACAACGAACGUCUUAAAUUGUCUCAGUGUUACACAAUAUCACUGACCAUGAACAAGAUGAAGAAGAAGCUGCCGGAGCGGAUCCUGAAUCACAUCCUGGAGAUUCUCUACCUGCUGACGGGAGAGCGUGUGAAUAAUUCACUGAUAGCGAGUGACAUGUCCGAGGAGAAGAUGACAACCGAGAGGAUACUGACCCACACCCUGCAGAUCAUGUACCUGCUGACAGGGGAGGUGCCUAUAAAGCGUGAUGAUGUUGCUGUGUAUUUCUCUAUGGAGGAGUGGGAGUAUAUAGAGGAACACAAGGCGCUCUACAAGGACGUCAUGAUGGAGACCCACCAAGCAUUAAGGACUAUAGAGAUCCCAGGAAAUGAAAGCUCAGAACUAACAGGUCACAGUGAUGAAAAUCUAGACACAGGAAAACAAAGAGAACUUGUACAGAAUAUUCAGCCAUCAGAUGUCUCUGCAGUUGAAAAUUAUGCUAAGAUUUCAUGUAAAACGGAACAAACAGAAGAUCAGCAGCUAAAAAAUAUAACAAAAGCUGCAGAGCAGGAAAUAUGUGCCAAUACAUGUACAGGUGAAAAUGAUGCUAAGAAUUCAUGUAACAUGGAACAAACAGAAGAUCAAUGGCAAAGAAAUAUGGCAGAAGCUGCAGAGCAGGAAAUAUGUGACAAUAAAAGUACAGGUGAAUUCACAAACUGCAAUUAUUCUAGUUAUGAUCAGAGUGCAGAUGCUUCUUUACAUCUUCUUCAAAAUCAAAGAAGCCACGUGGGAAAUUUCUGUUCCGAAUGUGGGAAAUGUUUUCUUAAGAAAUCACAUCUUUGUAAACAUCUGAAAAUUCAAACAGGAGAAAAGCCAUUUUCCUGUCAUAUAUGUGGUAAAUGUUUUAACCAUAAAAACAUUCUUGUUGCUCAUCAGAAAAUCCAUACAGGAGAAAAAGGAUUUUCAUGUUCUGACUGUGGAAAAUGUUUUACUCAGAAACCACAUCUUAUUACGGAUCAGAAAAUUCAUACAGGGGAGAAAACAUUUUCAUGUUCUGACUGUGGGAAAUGUUUUACUACAAAAUCAAAUCUUAUUACUCAUCAUAAAAUUCAUACAGGAGAGAAAGCAUUUUUAUGUUCUGACUGUGGGAAAUGUUUUACUCAGAAAUUAACUCUUAUUAACCAUCAGAAAAUUCAUACAGGGGAGAAAGGAUUUUCAUGUUCUGACUGUGGGAAAUGUUUUACUCUGAAAUCAACUCUUAUUAGGCAUCAGAAAAUUCAUACAGGGGAGAAAGGAUUUUCAUGUUCUGCCUGUGGAAAAUGUUUUACCCUGAAACCAUCUCUUAUUGCACAUCAAAAAAUUCAUACAGGAGAGAAAGCAUUUGUAUGUUCUGACUGUGGGAAAUGUUUUACUCUGAAAUUAACUCUAAUUAGACAUCAGAAAAUUCAUACAGGGGAGAAGAGAUUUUCAUGUUCUGACUGUGGAAAAUGUUUUACUCAGAAAUCAACUCUAAUUAGACAUCAGACAAUUCAUACAGGGGAGAAAAGAUUUUCAUGUUCUGACUGUGGAAAAUGUUUUACUCAGAAAUCACAUCUUAUUAGGCAUCUCAAAAUUCAUACAGGAGAGAAAGGAUUUUCAUGUUCUGACUGUGGAAAAUGUUUUACUCAGAAACAAAAUCUUAUUACACAUCAGAAAAUUCAUACAGGAGAGAAAGGAUUUUCAUGUUCUGACUGUGGAGAAUGUUUUAAUCUGAAACCAACUCUUAUUAGGCAUCAGAAAACUCAUAUUAAAAGAAAUCAGAGUUUAACCUCAGUGCAGGGGGUGAUACGUAGUUGUCACCCACACAAUACCAAGUGCUGAUGAUGACUGCAUGUGACCCCCUGGGGCGUGCAGUUUUGUAGCUGUUUGAGGUUCCUUCUGUACCUCUAGCAUUUAUGAGGUAACCCCAGGGUGGAUUUGAUUUAAAUCAAAUUGAUUUAAAUCACUAGUCAGUAAGACUGAUUUCAAUUAUGGUUUUCAUUUUUAGAAUAAGUUUCAGACUAUUUUUUUAACAGUUAUACCAGGCUAUAACUAAAUUCAUUAUAUAUCAUUAGAUAUGCAGGGAUAGAUCAUUGAAAUUAUUUGGAGGUAAACUAUCUCCAGUUUAAUUGAUUAAUCAUUCAUAUUUGAUCAACUUUUCACCUGUACUUUAGUGGAAGGGGAAAAAUUAUUACAUUAAUAAUAACAAUAGAAACAGUUUUAUUUACCUAAAACAAUAACAUUACUUUUCAUUUUUAAUGCUUGCUCCUCCCUCCUCACACUUAAGUCCUUGUGCAGAUUUAUUCCACUCCAAACAAUCUUCUAUUCAGUAAACUUCUUGAAACUUAGUAUGGCUUGAUUCUGUGUACAUAGAUUUGCAGGGGAGCAAUGGUAUUAAAUUAAUGUCAAAAUUUAAAAUUUCAUGAUUCAGAAAGAACAUGCCAAUUUACAUCUCUUAUGUAAUUUGCUUUGUUUUCUUUGUAUCCAUUGUUGAAGGCAUGCAUAGGCAGGCUCACUUAGAUGCAAUGCACUUCUGUGAGCUAGGCUGCUUGUCACUGUCUCAGCCAAUGUAUUCAGAUAGGCCCCAAUAGAGUAUUGCUCUCCUUCAACAAAGGAUUCUAAGAGAAUAAAGCAAAUCUGAUAAUGGCAGUAAAUCUGAAAAUGGUAGUCUCUAUCUGAAACCCAAAAGUUAUCCUUCUUUCCUAUGUCAUGGAGAGUCCACAACUUCAUUCCAAUUACUAGUGGGAUAUUCAAAUCUUGGCCAGCAGGAGGAUUCAAAGAGCACCCCAGCAAAGCUGUUAAGUGUAAGUUCUCUUACCCAUAAUCCCCAUUCUCUUUGCCUCUGUCAAUGGAAGAUGUGUGAAGAUGAUGUCUGAAGAUAUUUAAUCCUUUUAUGGGUACUUUUCCCUGCAAGCAAGGAUUGGGGUUGUCAAGGUAUAUGUAAAGAUUAAUAUAUAUUAUUAUAUAUGUACCAAAUGAUUCAUUCAUUCAUAAAACAUUAAAUGCUUUGACUGACCAAAUUCAAUCCUCCCCCACUUCUGUGAUUACACAGAAUUGAUCACAAAGUCACUUAAAAAGAAAUGGCCAUGUUUAUUUUGUAUAUUAAAAAUCUUGGAUACAACAUGAAGUUUCCCUUCCUGAUGAACAGGAUUCUCAAGAUAGGAGACACUUUUUCCUGAUUAACAUAGCUUUUGAAGCUCAUAGCCCUGAAAGAGUGUGUUCUUUCUAACAUACAUUAGAUCUACUGAAAGGAUAUCAAAUUGCUAAAACCUAUAGUACUCACAGGAAAGAAGACAAAACUGAAGUGGCUCAAAAACUUAGGAAAAAUCUUUGACCGAUUAUGAAAUCAUGUUUUUUUGAAAAUAUAGACUAACAGACAUUUCUAAGAUUUAUUCUGAGAAACUCGUACCUACUGGGCAAACAAUUUAAUCAACAAAAUCAAAGCACCAACACAGAAAUUAUCCCAAAACAUGGGCUUGCUCCACAGAACAUUUUUCAUACAUGUUGUUCAUUAAUAAUAGAAUUUAUGAACCCAGGGAUUGAAGGAGAUGGGAAAAAUUCUCUAUGCUGCCUAUUCUGGUGUAUAUUUUAGUGAUAGUGUUGUAUUUCUUUAGGUGAGGAAAUUGCUUUAGAUAGUUAUUUUUUUUGUACACGUCAUAAAAUAAACAUCAUACUCUUAA